GAGCGAGAGAGGACGGCAGAGGGGAAGAAAGGGAGAGGACGGAGAGAAGAGGAGGAGGAGGACGCUCGGAACGCGGCCCCACGGAAACGGACGAGAGAGAGAGAGAGAGACGCACCCCCGCGACAGGUUGCCUUCCAAGAUGGCUGCAAUGAGGGAGCAGCAGUUCACCGAGGAGAAACCCCUCCUGCCGGAACAGAGGCCCGGCCAGGACGCCGACGCGGAAAACUGUGACGUGUUCGUAGCCACGGGAGACUGGAAGGAGCACGACAUCGACACGCCCUACGGGAUGCUCCACGUGGUGAUCCGGGGCGCGCCCAAGGGGAACCGGCCCGCCAUCCUCACCUACCACGACGUGGGGCUCAACCAUAAGCUCUGCUUCGGCUCCCUCUUCCAGAACGAGGACAUGCAGGAGAUCACCAAGCACUUCGCCGUCUGCCACGUGGACGCGCCGGGGCAGCAGAUCGGAGCGCCGCAGAUGCCACAGGGGUAUCAGUACCCCACCAUGGACCAGCUGGCCGGCAUGCUGCCCAGCGUGGUGCAGCACUUCGGCUUCAAGAGCAUUGUGGGAAUCGGAGUCGGCGCCGGAGCCUACAUCCUGGCCAAGUUCGCUCUGAUAUUCCCCGACCUGGUGGAGGGACUCGUGCUUCUGAACAUCGACCCCAACGGGAAGGGCUGGAUCGACUGGGCGGCGAGUAAGCUGUCGGGGCUGACCACCGCGCUGCCAGAUACCGUCCUGCCACACCUGUUCAGCCAGGAGGAGCUGGUCAGCAACACGGAGUUGGUUCAGAGCUACAGGCAGCAGAUCAACAACACGGUGAACCAGUUCAACCUGCAGCUCUUCUGGAACAUGUACAACAGUCGCCGAGACCUGGAGAUGAACCGCACCGGGACAGUGCUGAACGCCAAGACCCUCAGGUGCCCCGUCAUGUUGGUCGUCGGAGACAACGCCCCCGCUGAGGAAGGAGUGGUUGAGUGUAACUCCAAGCUGGACCCCACCAACACCACCUUCCUGAAGAUGGCGGAUUCUGGCGGGUUGCCCCAGCUGACGCAGCCCGGCAAGCUGACCGAGGCGUUCAAGUACUUCCUCCAGGGGAUGGGCUACAUCGCGUAUAUAAAGGAUCGGAGGUUGAGUGGAGGGCCAGUGCCGUCGGCUAGCAUGACGCGCCUGGCCCGGUCUCGGACGGCGUCGCUAACCAGCGCCGGCUCGGGCGAGGGCCCCCGGUCGCGACCCUGCACCCACUCGGACAGCGCCGAGGGCGUGGCCCAGCUCAACCACACCAUGGAGGUGUCCUGCUGAAGAGGAGGGGGGCGGAGCCAAGGGGGGCGGGGCC
Messenger RNA from Megalops cyprinoides (Indo-Pacific tarpon), 1331 nucleotides. RefSeq names its product NDRG family member 4 (gene ndrg4). The record is from RefSeq and is a predicted model, not a curated record. The transcript has 17 exons. The coding region runs from base 140 to 1297 and encodes 385 amino acids. Lineage: Eukaryota; Metazoa; Chordata; Actinopteri; Elopiformes; Megalopidae. Gene Ontology annotation, cellular component: cytoplasm. Gene Ontology annotation, biological process: signal transduction; positive regulation of ERK1 and ERK2 cascade; brain development.